CUCUGCUUUAGUCUUAUCUUCAAAGAGGGCUGAGAGUUGAAAAAGAAGCGAGAAUCAAGAAUCAGAGGAUUGGAUGAAUAUUUUCUGUGAUGGGGUGUCCUGAAAAGAGGUUUGGAGAGAGACUUCUGGUGAGCUGAAGUUCUGGAAAAGGCCAAAGGUCUUUGGGUUAAGCAUGGUGACAGUGGGGGUCUUCGUUGCUUUGGUGUUAUGCAGUAUGCUGAUGAAAGCCAGAGCUCUGAUUGAUUCUGAUGAUGUCAUAACCAGAGAUGAGCAGAUCUUUCUUCUAAUUGGUGCACGGGCAAGAUGUGAGAGAAGAAUUCGUGCUCAGCUGGAUGUGGUCAAAGAGAAUUACUGUGUUCCUGAGUGGGAUGGGAUCAUCUGCUGGCCCACAGGAAAACCCAGUCAACUGGUUGCAGUUUUGUGUCCUGAAUACAUCUACGACUUCAACCACAGAGGACAUGCGUAUCGGCACUGUGAUGCAUCUGGUAACUGGGAGCGAGUGUCCACUAUUAACCGGACAUGGGCCAACUACACAGAAUGCACCACUUAUCUACAUACUAACCAUAGUGAUCAGGAGGAGGUCUUUGAGCGUCUUUACCUGAUGUACACUAUUGGAUACUCCAUAUCACUGGCAGCAUUACUUGUGGCUGUCUUUAUACUCUGCUAUUUCAAACGUCUUCAUUGCACCCGUAACUACAUCCACAUCCACUUGUUCACCUCAUUCAUAUGCCGAGCCAUCAGCAUAUUUGUGAAAGACGCUGUACUGUACAAUGUCACAGAUGGUGGCAAACUAGAAGAUGGAGCAGUUGAACACAGACCUUACAUGGUGGGCUGCAAGGUCGCUGUGACUCUCUUCCUGUAUCUCUUGGCAACCAAUCAUUAUUGGAUCCUGGUGGAGGGCCUGUACUUGCACAGUCUCAUCUUCAUGGCCUUUCUGUCUGAUAAGAACUGUCUGUGGGCUUUAACAAUCAUUGGCUGGGGGAUACCUGCAGUGUUUGUAUCCAUAUGGGUCAGUGCUCGAGUGUCGCUUGCAGAUACACAGUGCUGGGAUAUAAGCGCAGGCAAUCUCAAAUGGAUCUAUCAAGUACCAAUCCUGGCAGCCAUAGUUGUAAACUUCUUCCUCUUCCUCAAUAUCAUCAGAGUUUUGGCCUCUAAGUUGUGGGAAACAAACACCGGAAAACUGGACCCUAGACAGCAAUACAGGAAGCUGCUGAAGUCAACGCUGGUGCUGAUGCCACUGUUUGGAGUUCAUUAUAUGCUGUUUAUGGCUCUGCCAUAUACUGACGUCACUGGUGUGCUGUGGCAGAUUCAGAUGCAUUAUGAGAUGCUGUUCAACUCUUCACAGGGUUUCUUUGUUGCCUUUAUUUACUGCUUCUGCAAUGGGGAGGUGCAGGCAGAGGUCAAGAAGGCGUGGCUAAGACGCAGUCUCACACUAGACCUGAAGCAGAAGCCGCGUGUAAGCAGCAGUGCAGGUGGUGCAAGUGGCUACUAUGGAGGCAUGAUGUCUCACACCACCACACAUAGCAUUUGCCACAGUGUUAGUGGUACUAAAGGACUGCCUCUGGGGACUGUGGGCCUGGGGGGCAAAAGUAAGUCCCGUCUGCAUCCCUCAGGAAACUUUGCUGGCUACACACACAAUGACACUGAGGCUGUGUUUUUUACAGUGCAUCAUGAGCUUUUGAGGCGGGCUGAUGGGAAAGUGUCUCCGUGUGAUCACACCAACAGGAAUGUGGAAGAAAGUGAACAUGAUGUUGAGCCUUAUUUUGUAGCAGAUGAGGAAAAUUCUGGUUCACUGUCUUGGAAAGAAUUGGAGACUAUGCUUUAAUGGACUCCUCCUGUGUAAAUAACAUUAAGAAAACAUUUGAUGGAUAUUAAAGGAAUAGUUCACCCAAAGGUGAGAAUUCUGUCACUAUUUACUCACCCUUAUCUCACUCCAAACCAGCAUGACUUACUUUCUUCCUUGGAAUACAAAAUAUUUUUUUUUUUUAAAAAUCAUCACACAGCUUUUGCUGAACCUGUAUGUGCCUACACAUCAUCACA
This is a messenger RNA of Myxocyprinus asiaticus (Chinese sucker), 2040 nucleotides long. RefSeq names its product parathyroid hormone 3 receptor (gene pth3r). NCBI's taxonomy places the organism in Eukaryota, Metazoa, Chordata, Actinopteri, Cypriniformes, Catostomidae. Bases 173 to 1825 code for a protein of 550 amino acids. Gene Ontology annotation, biological process: adenylate cyclase-modulating G protein-coupled receptor signaling pathway; cell surface receptor signaling pathway. The record is from RefSeq and is a predicted model, not a curated record. Gene Ontology annotation, cellular component: plasma membrane. The transcript has 14 exons. Gene Ontology annotation, molecular function: parathyroid hormone receptor activity; peptide hormone binding; G protein-coupled peptide receptor activity.